This is a messenger RNA of Medicago truncatula (barrel medic), 2443 nucleotides long. Its product is annotated as putative protein FAR1-RELATED SEQUENCE 10. The record is from RefSeq and is a predicted model, not a curated record. Lineage: Eukaryota; Viridiplantae; Streptophyta; Magnoliopsida; Fabales; Fabaceae. The transcript has 4 exons. Bases 984 to 1541 code for a protein of 185 amino acids.
AAGAGCUUAUGAUGUAAGCUAUAAUGUUAUAAGCCCUAAUGCUAUAAGCAUCUAUAUAAGUUGUUUAUCCAAACGGGGCCUUUAACUAUGUACAUAUGCUUCAGAUGCAACAGCAGAGUGUUUUAAUGGCUGAAGUAACGAAACAACUGGAAUUGCAGAAAACACCUUUAGUGAGAGAAGAGUAUGUUGAAUCAUCACAGAACGAGUCACGUUUGGCUGGAAAGAAAGUGAAAUUACCACUGUUCGAAGGGGAUGAUCCAGUUGCGUGGAUCACACGUGCUGAGAUCUACUUCGAUGUGCAGAAUACUCCAGAUGACAUGAGGGUGAAAUUAUCCCGUUUGAGUAUGGAAGGUCCUACGAUCCAUUGGUUCAACUUACUAAUGGAAACAGAGGACGAUCUAUCCAGGGAGAAAUUGAAGAAGGCGUUGAUCGCUCGUUACGACGGUCGAAGACUGGAGAAUCCAUUCGAAGAAUUAUCAACACUUCGUCAAAUUGGAAGCGUUGAAGAGUUUGUCGAAGCUUUCGAGUUGCUAUCGUCGCAGGUUGGAAGGUUACCGGAGGAGCAAUAUUUGGGUUACUUCAUGAGUGGAUUGAAAGCUCACAUCAGAAGACGAGUUCGUACGCUGAAUCCUACGACGCGGAUGCAGAUGAUGAGAAUCGCAAAAGAUGUGGAGGAUGAAUUGAACGAGGAAGAUGAUGAUGGAGGUCGACCUUACGGGAAGAAGCAUGGAGGUGAUCGGGUGGGCUGAAAUGAAUGAGCUGGGUUGAUGUUUAAGAAUCGGAGCAGAUCUAACCCGAGUUCAAAAGAUCCGACCCGGUUCACUAACCCUACUGGAUUUAACCCGGUUCACAAAACAGGUUCGGUGGGUUCCAGUCAAAAUUCAAACACGUCUUUGAUUUCGACUGGGAGAAAAUCUUAAAAUGACCAUCGUGUUGUAACUUCAGAACGAUGGAAGGGUGUUAGGAGCAUACAGAACGGCGAAAUGGCGGAGAGAAGGGCAAAGGGUUUGUGCUUCAAGUGUGGAGGAAAAUACCAUCCAACACUUCAUAAGUGCCCUGAGAAAUCGUUGAGGGUGCUGAUUCUAGGUGAAGGGGAAGGUGUUAAUGAAGAAGGGGAAAUUGUUUCGUUGGAAACACAAGAGGUUUUAGAAGAGGAAGAAGAAGAAAUUGAGUCUGAAUGCAAGGUGAUUGGAGUCUUGGGUAGUAUGGGGGAGUACAAUACGAUGAAGAUUGGGGGAAAAUUAGAGAACAUUGAUGUGGUGGUAUUGGUGGAUAGUGGAGCCACUCACAACUUCAUCUCUGCCAAACUAACCUCUGCUUUGGGUUUGACUAUCACUCCUAUGGCUGCUAGGAAAAUCAAAUUGGGAGAUGGACACGAAGUACUGUCACAAGGAGUUUGCAAGGGCAGGGAAGGAACAAAGGAAGGCAGUGUUUUCUUAACUCAUUCUCAGAAGGAAGACAAGAAGGGUUGGAAGAAGAGUGGUGGAUGUCUCAAUUUGAACAACUUAUCUCUGGCCAAACAUGUGGAAACACUUCAGUAAGCAUAAACAUAUCGUGAUUGACUUGUCUUGGUGAGGGAUAAUUUGAACUCAACAGAUCUGUGGCAGUGAGUAAGCGCAAAUCCACAAAGGGGUUUUAUCAAAAUUGGAUUUUUAUAUAUACUUUUAAUUUGUUGUGAUGGCUAACAGUAACGAUGAACAAAUUCUGAGUAGCAGUGAAAAUACCUCACAGUUUAUGGAGUUUGGAGAUAUAGAAAGUGAUAUGAAAGUUGGAUUUGGAUUUGCUAUUGAAGGAAUGGAAGAUAUAGGGAAAAUUGAUUUUAAAAAAUUAAAUGCAAGUGAUGUGAUGAAGUUUCAUUUUCCAAAUAUUGCAGUGGCUUAUACAUUUUAUAAUUGGUAUGCUCGAAUGAAUGGUUUUUCUGCUCGUAGAAGCAAAGUAAGGAGAAACAAAAACAACGAGAUUAUACAACAAAUAUUUGUUUGCUACAGACAAGGUUUUAGAGAAAAAAAGCUUGAGAACAAUAAAAUCCGUAAGCGUGAGGCAAGAGCUGACACUAGGUGCGGAUGUGACCAAAAUGCAUACAAAACAAGGUUGAAGAACAAGUCUGUUGAGGCUUGGCGUACAAAAAGAUAUGCAUAGACCUUCAACAAGGACACUACAUUUUGAGCGGAUAGGCUUUACUUCCGCUAAACAACUCUUCAAUGUUUAAGUUCUCUAUUUUGAUGUAACAACUUUUUAAAUUAUCGUUUGUCCAAUGUUGACUUUUUUUGAGCUAAUAUUUUGUGAGUACUUAGUUACUCUACAAAGUGUCAUUUGUCCUGUGUUGACAUCUUUGUUCUAAUGUUUAGUUAGUACCCUGUUAUUCUAAGAAAUGGAAUGAACUAUCCUACUGCUGGAUAUGUAAUGUUACUACUAUCAUAUAUUAAGCUUUAAGUUUAUUGAA